Molecule: messenger RNA, 2260 nt
Organism: Fusarium oxysporum Fo47
Lineage: Eukaryota; Fungi; Ascomycota; Sordariomycetes; Hypocreales; Nectriaceae
Product: kinase-like domain-containing protein
Exons: 1
Coding region: 463-2010 (515 amino acids)
Biological process (GO): protein phosphorylation
Molecular function (GO): ATP binding; protein serine/threonine kinase activity
Source: RefSeq, a predicted model, not a curated record
AAAAAAUCGCGGAGUUACAGCGCACCUGCUGAAAUGGGCGCAGGGCUAUGGCCACCAAAAAAUCCUUGUUUUAUUUUUCUUACUUGAUUUAAUACUGGAAGGACCCGUUCUUUGUCCUUUCCCUCUCUCUUCUUUCCCUCACACCACACUUGGUGAACACCAGUUCAACAUACCCACGACACCUAUCCGCUGCCAAAUGCAUAUAGCAAAGCCUGCCGUCUUCCGUACUUCUUUCUUCCGAUACCAGAUGCGUGUCGCGAACUUCUACGAGAUCGAGCGUCACUUCGAAUCACAGCCCCGCGCAGAUCCGGAGCGCCGACGAGGAUUCCCUUGAAUAGCACGACUAUCUGCACUUGUCCACUGUCUGAGCUGGGCGAGUGCUGCGUGGUGUAGUUAUCAGAGCAUAACCGUGCCGUUCCUUAACCCCCAAAACUCAGACUACCACUUUAAAUACCGCCCACCAUGAUAAGCCAGGCACCUGCCGCGGUCACUACCGUCCGCGGAUUCCAGACUACACCUGCUACUUCGGGCGACGAAGACUCCGACCACGGACACAGCGAGGCCCCUACUCCGCGGCGCAAGACUCCCGGCCGAAACCUCAUCAUCAACGAUGUCGUGAGUGCCAACUGCAGCCCUACCUUCCGCGCCCAUCCCUCGCCCGCCAUGUCGGGCAUCGCCAAACUGCGCAUGCAGAUGGAGCCUCUGAGCCUCGAUGGAGGGUCCCCAUGCCACUCCAUGAGUCGUGCUGGAAGUCAACAAGGACUGGCGCUUGAGUUUCGAAAGCAAAUGAUCAGCCGUACGCAGAGUCGAGAGGAUGUUCGCAGCGAGGCUGGUAGCGAGAUUUCAGACAGCUCUAUUAGUUACGAGGUUAACCUCGAGCACGAUUUUGCUAGCGAGAGUGUUCGAGAGCGUAGUGGAUAUCUCGAAACCCUAGAGGGCGGCCUUGCGCCAAACCGUAAGAUGACGUCGGAGGACUUUGAACAGCUGCGAUGUCUUGGCAAGGGUACCUAUGGUACUGUAUUACUCGUCAAGCAACGCGCGACUGGAAGACUCUACGCCCAGAAGCAAUUCAAGAAGGCCUCGCUUGUCGUCCACAAGAAGCUCGUUGAGCAGACCAAGACUGAGCGACAGAUUCUCGAGUCCGUCAACAGACAUCCAUUUGUUGUCAAGCUGUUCUAUGCCUUCCAAGACCAAGAGCAACUAUACCUCAUUCUUGAAUACGGACAGGGCGGUGAGCUCUUCACCCAUCUCAACACCGAAAAGAUGUUCUCGGAGGAUGUGGCCGCAUUCUACAUGGCGGAGAUGCUUCUAGCCAUCUCUCACCUUCACAACGAUCUCGGCGUGGUCUACCGCGAUCUCAAGCCGGAGAACUGCCUUCUAGACGCUGAAGGCCAUCUCCUCCUGACUGACUUUGGUCUUUCCAAGGUCUCGGUCGACCAGAAUGAGAGCUGCAACUCGAUGCUGGGAACUGUCGAGUACAUGGCGCCCGAGGUGGUCCUUGGAAAGAAGUAUGGAAAGGCGGUCGACUGGUGGUCGUUUGGAGCCCUCGGAUACGACCUGAUGACUGGAAACCCACCUUUCCGUGGCCAAAACCACGCCAAGAUCCAAGACAACAUCGUCAAGCAGAAGCUGGUUCUUCCUUACUUCCUGAGCCCUGAUGCUAAAGACCUACUCACCCGACUUCUUCGCAAGGACCCCAGCAAGCGUCUCGGUGCCGCGAUGCCCAAGGAUCUGGCGACGAUGAAGAAACACCGGUUCUUCCGCAAGAUUGACUGGAAGAAGCUGGCGGAGCGCGAGCUUGAGCCACCGAUUCAGCCCAUGAUCACGGACCCUGAGCUAGCCGAGAACUUCGCCCCAGAGUUUACAGAGCUGUCCAUCAGCCCGGUGCUACCAAACAAGGAGGCCUGGCCUCGAAGUCUCCCUAAGGAUGAGCUCUUUGGAGGAUUUAGUUUUGUUGCAUCUUCAAGCCUGUUGAAUGAAGAUCGAUUCGCGGCUUUUGCCCAGUCCUGAUCGUUUACUGUCGGGAGGAGAGAAAUGGUGACUAUAGACUAUAAAGACAGGGGAAAGGGAGUUGAUUGAGAGGCAUUGGUGUUAUUCAAGAUGCUUGCGUAUUGAUUGGUGUGGUUUUGCGUUACCUACAGAAAGAGCAGCUACAACAGAGACAGGCCUCAAUGGCCGUUGGAAGGUACUGUAGUAUCUGUUAAGUCAGUCUGGUAGUACCAUUCGAAUUGUAGAUUUCAAUAGAGUUUUCGUUUCUAUA